GUGUUUGGAAUGGACUACCUAGCCACAAGUCCAUGGCUUGAAUACAGGUGUGUGCCGUGGCCUCACAGAAUCUGGAAAUUAAAGGAUUACUCUUAACUGCCAAACACUGGAGAUCUAGAGUACCAAAGACCUCAUGAGGGUAGAGAAUGGUUAAUCACUCCUACUUCUGCUCUGUUGAGUAGUGCUUUUGAAAUGUGCAUUUGGACACUGAAAGAUCUCAAUGCUGUAUCUGAUGGAUUUAUAACUAUUCAAAGAAACCGUCUGAGAUAACCACCUGCGUUCACUUGCGUGAUACACAGAAUUUACAAUGAAUUUUCUGGACAUUUGUCAUGGAUUUCUAAAUCCACUUAUUGUUCUCCCAUGAACUCUUUUCAUGGUGCACAUCACGCCACUCUAAAGAGGAACUUGAUAAUGGCAAAAAACACAAAUCAUGCCAUUAUGUUGCUGCCUUUCCCAGAACACAUGUACUGGGGAGGGAUUCUUCAAGGACUGUAUCCACCCCCUCUAUCACUCUUUCCUCUUCUUCUUCUAUCAUUGUUGCCCUCGGUUGCAGUUAGUAGCGUACCAGGUUUGGAAUAUGACUGGGGAACACAACCCAAACUUGUUUGCAUCCCUAUUCCUGCGGAUGCAGACCCUAGUUGUUUCAAACCAGGUGGGGCUGCACAUGGGCCUAACGGCAAUGGGCAUGGAAAUGGACAUGGGAAUGGACAUCAUGGGCCAGUUAGUGGGUUGCCAAAUGGUCAUAGUAGUAGUAGUAGCCGACAUGGUAUCUCUGAUGAGGCAAAAGCCACUAUUCUUCACCUGAGGGAGAGCCUUGUGCGACAGAAAGAAACCAUCCUGGAUCAGCGAGAGACCAUUCGGGAACUAACAGCAAAAUUGACCCUCUGCGAAAGCUUUGGGAGAGGGGCAGGAGGGCACCACGAUGACCAUCAUGGCCCUUCACACCACAACUCUCAUCAUUCCUCACACCACUAUGACAACAAUCAUGCUGAUCCACACUUUCCUUUAAAUGGGCAUCGCAACGACCAUCACAGAGGCAAAUCUCCAUAUCUCGGCAAACAUGGGAGCUUCUCCCCAGAACAAACAGGAAAGACCUUGCAAGCUUUGAAGGAGAGGCUGGAAAAUAUUCAGACAAGAAAUUCUUCCAGCUCCUAUUCAAGUUCAUUGAGAGAUCUCCUACAACGUAAAAUCAACGCACUGGAAGAACAGCUUCAUCAUCACUAUGAUAGUCAUCACAACUAUGGUCACCAUGACAGUCAUCAUGGAUAUGGCCAUCAUGAUGAUCAUGAUCACCAUGAUGACCACCAUAAUAACCACCAUGACCAUGAUGACCACCAUAAUAAUCACCACAAUAACCACCAUGAUGACCAUCAUGAUAAUCAUGACAAUCACCAUGACAACCACCAAGCAAACCAUCACGAUGACCAUCACUCCAACCACCAUUAUAACCACCAAUAUAGUUAUCACUACGACCGUCACAAAGACCACUAUGACAAUCACCAGGACAAUCAUCAUAACGGCCAUGAUGACCAUCAUGAAACCCACCACAACAACCACCAUGAUGAUCAUCAUGAUGACGACCAUCAUGACAGUGGUCAUCAUGGUGAUGUUCAUCAAAUCAGUGGUCACCAUGAUGAUGGACACCAUGGCAGUGAUGAUAAUGGCCACCAUCCACAAAUCCCAUACAAGCCAAAUGGGUCAAGAGCUCCUGCCCGUGGAGCCCACAAAACAUUAGACACAUUGCUCGGCAAUCUUCACCACAAGACUCCUGAAGCAGGACCAAACAAUAAGUCCAAGAAUCCUGAAGCUUUUCAGAUUGGGUUCCCAAUGCGCACCAACUAUAUGUAUGGGCGGAUCAAGCGCACCCUUCUAAAUGAGAUCUUCGCCUUAACAGUUUGUCUUUGGCUGAAAGGGGGCUCAGGUCCUGGGAUCGGAACCCCAUUCUCAUACUCUGUCCCAGGCCAAGCCAACGAACUUGUCCUGAUUGAGUGGGGCAACAAUCCCAUGGAGCUACUAGUGAAUGACAAGGCCAUCACCCUUCCUCUUUCUUUGACGGAUAGUAAAUGGCACCACCUCUGUGUGACUUGGUCCACACGUGAUGGCAUGUGGGAAGCUUAUCAGGAUGGUGUGAAAAGGGGCUCUGGGGAGAAUCUGUCCCCUUGGCAUCCAGUUAAACCAGGAGGAGUCUUUAUCCUUGGACAAGAGCAAGACACUUUGGGUGGCCGUUUUGAUGCCACACAGUCUUUUGUGGGCGAGAUGUCGGAUCUGCAAUUCUGGUCGCGUGUUCUGACCUCUACCGAGAUCUACAACCAAGCUUCCUGCUCCAGGCACCUCACUGGUGACGUCAUUACCUGGAGCGAGCCCAUGGUCGAACUCCAUGGAGGAGUCACAAAAUAUCCAUUUGACCCUUGUCAUUAAGGAUCUAAUGACCAGCCAUCCCAAAAAGAGCUGAAUGUUCCACAGCUGCAGUUGAGGUUAUAAGCCACAAAGCAUUUCCUCCCUACCGCUACUUUACUUGCAGCUUGAAAUGUGGACAAAUGUAAGUCCAGAUGGCAAGAUGUUGAAUGCUAGGCCAAAUACAAGGACUCUGACAGCAGCUACUACUGCAGAGAUUCUCAAGGUAGGCUAAUAGGAUUCACUAUUUUUCAAAAAGUUCCAUAUACGCCUUGGGCAUUUACCUAAGCACUUUAUUAGUUUAAGUGUCUAAGAUUUACAUACUGCAUAUUGAUAAGCACUCAGGUUGUUAACACAGUGGCUAAAAUCCCUUCCAAGUUGGUGGGGGGACCGAGUGGAAGAUUUUUUUAUUAUUAUUAUUUUUAUUUAUUUUAUCCCCUUUUUUCUCCCAAUUUGGAAUGCCCAAUUCCCCACUACUUAGUAGGUCCUCAUGGGGGCACAGUUACUCACCUCAAUCCGGGUGGCGGAGGACAAGUCUUAGUUGCCUCCACCUCUGAGACAGUCAAUCUGUGCAUCUUAUCAUGAAGUGCAAGAUUUUUUUAUCUCUGUACAAUUCAAGUGAAAUGUAAGAAAUAGAUUUUUAUUUUAUUUGUUUUUUUAUUUCUUUGGCUAGAUUCAUUUGAAUUGGCUCUAGGCAGCAUGGAGGCAACAAUGAGUUUUAAAGGUCUACUUCAAGCCUUUGUAUUACAUUUAAUUUAUAUUGCCUAGACUCCAAUUAGUUCUGAGUAUAGUUUGUUACCCAAGGUGCUCUUUCAGUCUUACAAAUCAAGAAUAAAUCAUCCUGAGAAAAUAUAACAAUAUUUUAUAUGCAUUCAAGAUUGUAUUAUGAAAAGCAAGAUAAGGGCUUUCUUAAAUGUCCAUGGGCAGGUAGACUGCUGUCAUGACAUUACAUAUGCACAUGUCAGAAAACUAGGAGCUGAAGUUUUCCAUAUUUAUUGCAAUUCAGUUUUAUUCAUAAUUACCAGGAUAUUCUAAGCAACAAUGUGUUGUUUAGCUAGAAACUCUGAGCCCUCUUUAAAAUUCAAACCUCCAGCAUUUUGUUAAAAUGCUUCUUUUAAAUAAAAGUUGGAAGUACUAGAUUUUUACUGCAUUUUACUACUAAAAACCCAUUCUUUCAAACUUUUCAACUUGAUGGCCAAAUGUACACAAAGGAAUAGCCUGAACUGUCAUGUUUUAUAUAUAUAUAUUAAGGAUACUUAACAUAUUUACCAGUUAGGUCAUUGUUCAACUUGUUUUAUGUAUGCAUGCUCUUGUAUGUUUUUGUUUAUGUGUGAGUGUGUAAACACUGAAUAUGAUUAACUUUAAAACCGCUUAACCUCGCCUUUGGUGUGUAUAUCUGUAUCCAAAUGCACUAUUUAGUAUUUUUCUUUUCUUUUUUUUUUUUCCCCUUCUCUCUUUCUAAUAUCAUUGAUGUAUAAAGAUGUAUAUAUCAGAUUUGUAUUCAUUAUUAACAAUAUAUUUGGGCACAUUCUUUAUGCCUAUAAGCCAAAAUGAACAAGCUUAACGUGAGACAAGCAUGUAUUCAAUUAUUUGUAAAUAAAGUAAUGGUUUUGAACUAACCACAGAUUUGUU
Myxocyprinus asiaticus (Chinese sucker) is the source of this 4026-nucleotide messenger RNA. RefSeq names its product neuronal pentraxin-1. Lineage: Eukaryota; Metazoa; Chordata; Actinopteri; Cypriniformes; Catostomidae. The record is from RefSeq and is a predicted model, not a curated record. Bases 361 to 2418 code for a protein of 685 amino acids. The transcript has 6 exons.